UAAAGGUACAGCAGCGUUUUCCUGUGGGAACGUAAAUAUCAGCGUGCCGAGGAAAACUGAAAAUGAGUGCUUCUUCCCCAGUUGAGCACCUGGGUUGGAGCUUCAGCCUCAAUAGGAAAUGAAAUCCGUGAGGUUUCAUUGGAUCUGCCUCCUCCUCCUCUCGGUGUGUCUGCUGCUAUGGUACAAUCAUGUGAUGAGGACUGGGCUUGCCAUGAAGACAGGUCUGCGUGGUUACGUGAGGGUUCAUCCCAACACUCGCUCACCUUCAUAUUUGCUGGACUUCCGCUGCGGCCGCUGUGCCGUGGUGUCCAGUUCUGGGCAGAUGCUGGGCGGUGGACGGGGUCAAGAGGUCGACCAGCAGGACUGUGUGAUCCGGAUGAACGCAGCGCCCACCGUGGGCUACGAGGCUGAUGUGGGGAACAGGACCAGUCUGCGUGUCGUCUCCCACACCAGCGUGCCACACCUGCUACGCCAGCAGGGAUAUUUCUUUGGGCGAGAGGCGGGCACUAGAUACGUCGUUUGGGGCCCUGAGAAAAACAUGAGGCAGGAUGGAAAGGGGAAAAUCUUCAAUGCAUUAGUGAGGCUGGCCAAGAAGCAUCCACAUACACACAUCUACACCGUCACCAAAGAAAAGGUUCAGGACUGUGACGCCGUGUUUCAAAACGAAACGGGCAAAAAUAGGAUGAAAUCGGGGGCGUUUCUCAGUACAGGGUUUUUUACCAUGAUUUUGGCUCUCGAGGUGUGUGACAGUGUUCUGGUUUACGGAAUGAUUGACGGCUCUUACUGCAGUCUCGCCAACCACUCGUUCGUGCCGUACCACUACUACGAGCCGUCCCGUGUGGGCGAGUGCCGCAUGUACCGCUCUCAUGAACACGCCAAGAGGGGCGGCCAUCGCUUCAUCACGGAGAAACUCAUUUACAGCCGCUGGGCGUCUCGGGGGAAACUGCGCUUCGUUUACCCACCCUGGUCACCAUAGUAACAUCAACAACAAUCUGUGGUUUCAACCGAGUCUGGCUUUGUGUAAAGAUGUAGGUCAGUCUUCAGCAAUCGUUUCUC
Rhinichthys klamathensis goyatoka is the source of this 1056-nucleotide messenger RNA. RefSeq names its product ST6 (alpha-N-acetyl-neuraminyl-2,3-beta-galactosyl-1,3)-N-acetylgalactosaminide alpha-2,6-sialyltransferase 4 (gene st6galnac4). Gene Ontology annotation, molecular function: alpha-N-acetylgalactosaminide alpha-2,6-sialyltransferase activity. The record is from RefSeq and is a predicted model, not a curated record. NCBI's taxonomy places the organism in Eukaryota, Metazoa, Chordata, Actinopteri, Cypriniformes, Leuciscidae. Gene Ontology annotation, biological process: oligosaccharide metabolic process; ganglioside biosynthetic process. The transcript has 6 exons. The coding region runs from base 119 to 976 and encodes 285 amino acids.